UUUCAUAUAAAUUAUACAAGGAUAAAUUGAUUUUUUUUUUAGAUGUGCAUAUAUACUACAGACACACCGGUAGCAUAUUUUUUUUCAUGUCUUUUGCUAUAUAUAUUGUGAAGAGAUUAAUUCGACAUAGUUAAGCGAAGAAGAAACAGUUAUUUAAAUACAGUUUUCUGAAUACAAUUAUUGUAAGAAAAUUGACAGUAAAACAUGGCAGUCAAAUUAAAAAUAAUAAAUAAUUGUUCUUCGACAUGCUAAUAAUUGAUCCUUGAUAAUUUCAUUUUACGCAUAUUCUAUGCUAAUGUAACGACAUCUGAAAUUCCUGAAGUCUGGAAAGUUUCUUACGGCGUAAUUGUCUUCAAUUGUGCUUCAAUAUCUCAGAGACACCGCGGGCAAAGUGAUGAAAUGAUCGUCACGCGAAAGUUCAUCGGAUGAGGAGAUUCGCUCAAAAUAAAAAAAAGAAAGAUCGAGAAGAAUCCUACCUUCUAUAAUGGUUACACCUAGAAACAACAGUUUCCCGGCGGCAGGCAUUGAACCUUUCACCUAUCACGGCAGCAAUAUUGCUUCUCGGCCAAUCCUUUCAUGUUCUAUGUUUUCUGUUACAGGCGAUGGUUGCGGGAAUAACAUGUUCAGGUGCAACGAUGGCAAAUGUAUACAGUCGAUCCUAGUGUGUGAUUACCGUGGGGACUGCGACGACAACAGCGAUGAAAUGCAAUCGUGUCCACCGCCCGAUUGUGAGAUUGGCCAGAUUACGUGUGGUCAAUAUAGUUUCAACAAAACAUACUGUAUUCCACCGCAUCAACGAUGUGAUAUGACUGUCGAUUGCGUUGAUGGCACUGACGAAGAUGGCUGUACCUACAGGAAGUGCCAGCCAGAUGACUUCAGAUGCGUUGGAACUACACCGGAACUUUGCAUACCCAAAGAAAAGAAGUGCGAUGGUUAUUUAGAUUGUCGGAACGGUAGAGACGAGGAGAGAUGUGAAAAUAACAUGAAACCAGCCUGUCGAUUGGAUCAAUUCAGGUGUAAUACCACGCAACGUUGCGUCGAACAGAGUGCAAGGUGCAAUCACUGGGAUGAUUGUGGUGACAACAGUGAUGAAGAACAUUGCAGUUUUCCGCCUUGCACUAGUGACCAAUUUCGGUGCGCCAAUGCGCUCUGCAUUCCCAUAGCAUAUCAAUGCGAUGGUUAUAAAGACUGCCAGGAUGGUUCCGACGAAAAGUCCUGCACCUUGACAGUUUGUCCAGGAAAUAAGUUUAUGUGCCCGAAAGGCGCAACGGAUGGUAAACCAUUAUGCAUCAACCGAUCUCAGUUAUGUGAUGAAAAACAGGACUGCGAGGACGGAGCGGACGAGGAAGCGGCAUGUUCGACGAGCAUGUGCGGUUCACUUGGGUGUCAACAUAAAUGUCAAGCGUCUCCCACGGGAGGGACUUGUUACUGCCCUGAAGGAAGAAUCCUUGCCAAUGAUUCACGUACCUGCGUUGAUCGAGAUGAGUGCUCCGAGUGGGGCUUCUGCGAACAGUUGUGUGAGAAUACGGAUGGCUGGUAUAUGUGUCAUUGCGCACCCGGUUACAUUCUUCACGGACAUAAUAAAUGUCGUGCUCAGAACAUUUCGGUUUUGGAGCUUUUGCUUGCGCAAGAUCGCGCAGUGUGGCGAUUGAGUGCGACUGGCGAAGACCGCAAGAUAAUCGCGAACACUACUGGUGCAAGCGGGAUAGAUUAUUUGUAUUCGCGAAAUCUGCUCUUUUGGAGCGAUAUGAAGACACGGAAAGUGCAUUCGGAGUCCCUCAAUCUCGGCGAUGAAACACCAGCUAAAGUUGACAUCAGUAUGGCAGGCUCUUGGGGACCUAUAUCCAUCGCAGUAGAUUGGAUCGGCGAUAAACUUUAUGUGGCAGAUUCCAUUGUACAAAAGGUAGACGUAUUCGAGUUAGAUGGACGAUAUCAUGGAAUUGUAGUAGGUUCCAAUCUCACCAGUCCGACCGAUAUCGCGCUGGAUCCCACGAAGGGUCUCAUGUUUAUCGCUGACAGCAAGCAAGUUUUACGCGCUAACAUGGAUGGUACCAAUGCGUUCCCCGUUGUCUCCGAAGCAGCCUAUAAAGUUUCCGGCGUGACUGUGGAUAUUAUUGCCAAGAGGAUCUAUUGGUGCGAUUCCUUAUUGGACUACAUUGAGACGGCGAAUUAUAGAGGUCAAAACAGAGUGAUGAUUCUUAGAGGGUCUCAAGUGCCAUCUCCAAUCAGACUCACUCUUUUCGAAAACAGGAUAUUCUGGACGGACGGCACUAAACAAGCUAUUAUGAGUGUUGACAAGACUCAAGGAGAUUAUUCCAUUCAAAAUGUAUUUAAAGUACGCGAUGCCAAAGCUAUAAAAGCCUUACAUUCACUCUUGCAACCCAGUGUCUCCAAUCCUUGCGGCAAUAAUAACGGUGGUUGUCAACACAUGUGCAUCGUUACGGCGUCUAGCGAUCAGAAUAAUCGAUUAGGCUAUCGUUGCGCUUGCCAUAUUGGCUGGCGAUUAGCAAGUGACAUGAGAAAUUGCAAUUUGGUGCAGGAGUUUCUUAUGUAUUCGCAGCAGAGGUUCAUCAAAGGUCGUGUACUCAAUCCUGUAAUGGAAGGUUUUAGCGAUGCUAUUCUGCCGGUAGUAUCUAGGCGGGCGCGAUUUGUUGGCUUAGACUACGAUGCACACGACCAAUAUAUUUAUUACAGUGAUGUUCUCCAAGACGUUAUAUACAGGAUACACCAAAACGCGACUGGACGUGAAAUUGUUCUGGCUAGUCAAAAUGAAGGAGUGGAAGGACUCGCAGUCGAUUGGGCCGCGAAAAACUUGUACUACAUCGAUUCACGUAAAGGAACAUUAAAUGUACUCAGCACUCGUAAUGUCACGUAUCGUCGUACGCUAUUGAAGAAUCUGAAGCGUCCUCGCGCGAUCGUGAUCCACCCGAAUCAAGGUUACAUUUUCUUUUCCGAAUGGGAUCGUCCAGCUAACAUAAGUAGAGCUCAUGCUGAUGGCUCUAAUCUAGUUGUCUUUAGAAACCUAACUUUGGGCUGGCCAAAUGGAUUGGCGAUUGACUUUAGCAAAGAUCGAUUAUACUGGUGUGACGCUCUUUUAGAUCACGUGCAGCACUCGAAUUUGGAUGGAACAGAUGUGCGAACGGUGAACUCCAGAUUAAUCCGACAUCCAUUUUCUAUUGCCAUUCAUGAAAAUUGGAUGUAUAUCACUGAUUGGCGUCUUGACGCCAUUAUUCGCCUGCAUAAAGAAACCGGCGAGCAAGAAGCUAUUUUAGUCCGUGAACCUGCUACCAAUAGACUUUAUGGCGUAAAAGUCUUCAGCCGUGACAUCCAAAAAACGGCAGCUAAUCAUCCUUGCAUCAUCAAUAAUGGUGGCUGUGAGAAACUUUGCUUUGCUAUUCCGGAUAAUUCUACGCAUUCUGAUACUAUUACGUUUCCUGGUAUGCAAUCCUUACCAAAACUCACGCAAAUAUGCGGAUGUCCUUAUGGAGAACGUCUUCAAAGCAACGGCAGGAGUUGUGCAGUCGAUCCUGAUGGGGAACCACCUUUGCAGGCUUGUCCACAUACUUGGGACUUUACUUGUGCAAACCAAAGAUGUGUCCCGAAAUCCUGGGUAUGUGAUGGUGAAAAUGAUUGUCUCGACAACAGUGAUGAAAUGCAAAAUUGUACAAAACCAACCUGCAGCGCAAAUGAAUUCCAAUGUAAAUCUGGUCGAUGCGUACCGAUGACGUUUCACUGCGACUCUGAAAACGAUUGUGGCGAUUACAGUGAUGAAAUGGGUUGCCCGAAUAUAACUUGCAGUGCUAACCAAUUUGCAUGCGCCAAUAACCGUUGCAUACCCGCAACUUGGAAAUGCGAUUCCGAGAACGAUUGUGGCGACAGCUCUGACGAGGGCGAGUUUUGCGCAGCGAAAACUUGUUCAUACUUUCAAUUUACCUGCCCACGUUCCGGUCACUGUAUACCGCAAUCUUGGGUAUGCGACGGGGACAGUGAUUGUUUCGAUCAACAGGACGAAAUGGAUUGUCCACCAGUUACUUGUCUUAGUACGCAAUUUACGUGCGCGGAUCAAAAAAUGUGUGUUUUAGCAUCGUACAAGUGUGACGGUAUUAGUGAUUGCAAUGAUGGAUCGGACGAAGUAGGCUGUCCAUCAUUGGCACCGGAUCAGUGUAAUACUGAUAAACAAUUUCAGUGUGUUAGUUCAGCUAUUUGCAUACCAAGAAGUUGGUAUUGUGACGGUACUGCGGAUUGCCCGGACAAGUCUGACGAACCGGAUUCAUGCGGAAAGGUUGACUGUCAGAAUGGAUUUUUCAGAUGCCGAAACGAGAAAUGUAUAUUCAAGGCGUAUAUCUGUGAUGGCAAGGACGAUUGCGGAGAUAAUUCCGAUGAAGAUACCGAGCUGCACGCAUGCGGCCCUCCUAUAUUCAAAUGCGAAGCCGAGCAUUGGAAAUGUCCAAACGUAACAAAUCGUUGCGUACAUAUUGACAAAGUAUGCGACGGUAAGCUGGAUUGUCCCAAUGGGGGAGACGAAGGACCCGGCUGUGAUCUCGGCGAGUGCAUGCAUCAGUUUGGAUUAUGUACCAAGGGUUGUAUGCAAACUCCGCUUGGCGCGCAGUGCUUUUGUCCAGGUGGCGAGGAACUUAAUAGUGAUGGCUUUACAUGUCAAGACAUGAAUGAGUGUGAGCCACAAGGAAAAUGUUCACAGAUCUGUGUGAAUACAAAGGGCAGCUAUUAUUGCAGCUGUGUAGAUGGUUACACAUUAGAUGCAGAUAAGCAUACGUGCAAGGCAUUCAAUCACAGUGCCGCGUUUUUGAUUAUCUCUAAUAGACAUACCAUUUUGGUGGCUGAUCUUCAGGACCAGGCAUUGGAACGAGUUCCUAUUAACGUAGAAAACGUUGUAGCAACUGCUAGUAAUAUGCAUACAGGUACUAUCUUCUGGUCAGACAUGAAAUUGAAGCGCAUCUCGCGAUUGGAUCGCGGUAGUGAUCCUCAAGAUAUUAUUAGUACCGGUUUAGAUUUGGUAGAAGGUCUUGCCUAUGACUGGAUUGGCCAGAAUUUAUAUUGGUUAGAUUCAAAACUUAAUACGAUCGAAGUAGCUAAAGAGACUGGAGUUGGAAGGAUGAUUCUCGUUAAAGAGAAUAUUACACAGCCACGUGGAAUGUGUUUGGAUCCCAGUCCAGGCGCGAGGUGGCUCUUUUGGACUGAUUGGGGUGAGAACCCUAGAAUUGAAAGAAUUGGAAUGGAUGGCACUAAUCGAUCAACUGUCAUCAGCACAAAAAUCUAUUGGCCUAAUGGUCUGGCUCUAGAUAUCGCAAAUCGUAGGAUAUAUUUUGCAGACAGCAAGCUAGAUUUUAUUGAUACUUGUCUCUAUGAUGGUAGCAAGAGACUUCAAGUUUUAGCCAGUUCACACUAUCUUUUACAUCCUCAUUCGCUUACUCUUUUCGAAGAUACUAUGUAUUGGACUGAUAGGCAACUCAAUAGAGUACUCUCUGCACACAAAUUUAAGGGCUCUAAUCAAACAGUUGUUUCGCAUCUAAUCUCACAGCCUCUUUCUAUACAUGUCCAUCAUCCAGUAUUACAGCCGAUUACUGCGAAUCCUUGCGCUAAUGCAUCUUGCGAACAUCUUUGUCUUUUAUCGCCCAGUAAUCCAAAAGGGUACAACUGCAAAUGUCAGAUUGGAUUUAAAUUGUUAUUUGAUGGACGUUGUAUGGAAGAAGAGAUGCCAUAUUUAAUGGUUCUCCGAGGAUCUCAGAUCAUCGAUGUUUCUUUAACACCUGGAGAAAGUAAGACUGGAUACAUUACGCCUAUUGUAGGCGUGGAAGGCGGAAGAUUUAUUGAAUAUGACAAAAGAGACCGUAUUAUUUACUGGUUACAAGGUAAAGAUAGUGACAACGAAAAUGGCACAAUUUAUACUAUUUCCUAUAACGGUGGUAAUCGGACAGAGUUUCCAAAUCCUACUGGCGAUACUGGUAUUGUCGGUUCACCAUCCACGAUGGCAUUGGAUUGGCUUGGACGCAAUCUAUUUAUUGGCAAUAAAUUCGCAUCCAAUAUUGAGGCCAUCAAAUUAGAUGGAAAGACGCGAUAUCGCACAAUCGUUUUGUCGAACGAUGGAAAUCGAUCAUCAGUAUCUAAACCAAAGGCAAUGUGUGUGGACCCUAUUGACGGACAAGUGUUUUGGGUAGACGAAGGAGGUUUUGGAGUGCCCCAAAAAAUCGGGCGAGUAAAUAUGGAUGGUAGCAAUCCGUUAGUUCUUGCAGAGAAUCUAGAACGUCCUGAAGCAAUCACCAUCGAUAUACCUAGCAAGACGCUAUACUUUUCCUGUCAGAAUCCGGCUUUCAUCAAAGCCAUGUCAACGGAUGGUUUGAAUGUCCGCACCAUUCUCACUGCAGCAAAUAAUAUGGCAUUGCCUAAAGCAAUAGCUGUUCAUGAGUCUCGUUUAUACUAUUUGGAUCCACUUUAUGAUAAAAUUGAGCGUGUUGACUUGCCUAAUGGCGAUAAUCCAGUCACUAUUAUUGAUAAUGAUUCUGAGCUUCGUACUUUAACCAUUUAUAAAAAACGUGCAACUGGGUCUCAUCCUUGCCUUAUAAAUAAUGGUGAUUGCGAACAGCUUUGCUUACCUGCGUCUGGAGGUACACGCAUUUGUGCUUGCGGAAUGGAAUACAAGAAAGUCACCGAAACUAGAUGUGAACCUUACAAAACUUUUGCGGUGGUAACUCAGUUGGAUGUUGCCAGAGGUUACAGUCUUAAAGAUUCUAAAGAAGCUAUGAUACCCAUUGCCGGAGUUGGUCAUCAUAUCCUUCAUGUGGACGUACAUUAUGCAGAUAAUUGGAUUUAUUGGGUGGAAUUCAAUCGAGGCAUUUGGAAUGGUAUCUUUAGAAUACGACCCAACGGUACAGAAUUGCAACAAAUAGUUAAACAAGGAAUCGGUUCCAAUGGAAUCCGUGGUCUGGCUGUGGAUUGGAUUGCAGGAAACUUGUACUUUGCCAAUGUUUUUCCUCAUGACAACUACGUAGAAGUUUGUUGGUUGGAUGGUUCCAAUCGAAAAGUGCUUGUGAAAACAACAACAGAUGCGCCUCGAGAGUUGGCUGUGAAUCCUAUAAAACGAUACUUAUAUUGGAUCGAUUAUGGACAAUAUCCUCGAAUAGGCAAGGCCUUCCUCGACGGUAGCAAUUGGUCUCCUAUUGUGACAUCCGGUAUUAGCACACCACGUGAUCUAACGAUUGAUCUUACAACACACGAUGUUUAUUGGGUAGAUUCAAAAUUGGAUACUAUCCAAAAAGUAUCCUACACCGGUGGAAAUCGAGAAAUCAUCCGCAGAAAUCUUCCGAAUCCAAUGGGCGUUGCCAUUUUCGGCGGAGACGUCUAUUGGGUAGAUCGAAAUUUGGCCACUGUUUUUAAGGCGAGCAAACUAAAAGGCAAUACUAGCCUUCCUAUUCCCGUAAGAACAAAUCUUCAAAAGCUUAGGGACAUCGCUAUCUUUGAUCAAAACAGUCAGCUACCGGAUCCCACAAAUCCUUGUUCGCAGGUGACAAAUGGUGGAUGCUCUCAAUUGUGCUUUGCUUAUCCGAAAGACAAUCCUAAAUCAUUUACCUGCGAUUGUGCAAUGGGUAAACUCUCUUCCGAUAGUCGUACUUGCGAAAAUGUUGAAGAAUACUUGAUAUUUGCCACACGAACUGAGAUUCGCGCCAUUAAUAUAGAUCCACGUAAUACUAAUGUACCCUUCGCACCUGUUGGAAAUCUAACGAAUGUGGUCGGAGUAGAUUUUGAUUAUCAAGAUAAGAAACUGUUGUUCACUCAGAUUCGCCCAUGGGCGAAAAUUGCAUGGACACCAUCAGAUCGACCAUCUUCUUCCGAUUUGCACACGUUAAUUAGUAAAGGGAUUAAUCCCGAAGGUAUUUCGUAUGACUGGACUCAGAAGAAGGUAUACUGGACAGAUUCAUCUAAUAACAGCAUCUACGCAAUGGAUAUUGAUGGGUCUAAUUUGGUGAUGAUUGCACGUGUGGAUCGUCCACGCGCUAUCGUCGUUGAUCCCUGCAACGGCUCGCUUUACUUCACGGAUUGGGGUCGUUUCGGGACAUCCGGGAAAAUCUUUAAAACCACUAUGGCGGGAUCUCUAAAACGCGCUAUUAUCGACAAAGACCUUUCGCAACCCAGUGGUUUGGCAAUUGAUUACGAAGAUCGGAUGUUGUAUUGGACUGAUGCUGUGCGCGAAAAAAUCGAACGGUCUGAUCUUGAGGGGAAGAAUAGGGAAGUUUUGGUUAGCGCUACUAUUUAUCCCUUCGCUAUUACUGUCUUCAGGGAGCAUAUUUAUUGGACAGAUCUUCAACUUCGUGGAGUUUAUCGAGCGGAGAAAUACACUGGAGCUGACAAGAUCGAAUUGGUGAAACGAUUGGAGGACUCACCUCGAGAUCUUCAUAUCUUUUCUGCGGCCAGACAGCAAUGUUCUGUUAAUCCUUGCAACAUUAAUAAUGGCGGUUGUGACCAAUCUUGCCAUCCAAGCCACAAUGGAUCCGCGGAGUGCAAAUGCGAUGAUAAUAGCAGGCUGGUAAACGAAGACAGAAUGUGCGUACCAAAAAAUGUCACUUGUGACGCAAACAAAUUUGCCUGUAGAAAUGGCAGAUGCAUCUCUAGAAUGUGGGCGUGCGACGGUGAUGAUGAUUGCGGCGACGGGUCUGACGAAGACACAAGUUAUUGCUCUUAUCAUUCGUGCAGUCCGAAUGAAUUCCGUUGCAACAAUGGUCGGUGUAUCUUUAAAACAUGGAAGUGCGACCACGAGAACGACUGUCGAGACGGUAGCGAUGAGGAAGGCUGCGUAUAUCCGCCCUGUGCAUCAGGAGAAUUUACUUGCGCUAACUUCCGUUGCAUUCCGCAAUCUCAGGUGUGCAAUGGCAUUAAUGACUGCAAAGACAAUGUCACUUCCGACGAAACGCAUGAACGAUGCCCUCGCAAUACUACAUGUCCAUUGAAUCAUCUCAAAUGUGAAAAAACAAACAUUUGUGUGGAGCCUUAUUGGCUUUGCGACGGCGACAACGAUUGUGGUGAUAAUAGUGAUGAGAAUCCUGUUCAUUGCGCUCAAAGAACUUGCCCUCAGAAUAGUUUCCGAUGUCCCAAUCAUAGAUGUAUUCCAGCCACUUGGUAUUGCGAUGGAGACGAUGACUGUCUAGAUGGAAGCGACGAGCCUCCUGGUUAUUGUCAAUCUGAAGGUCGAACAUGCUUCGGCGAUUUGUUCACAUGUGAUAAUGGUAACUGCAUUCCUAGAAUCUACAUCUGUGAUGGGGACAAUGAUUGCCUGGAUAAUUCUGAUGAAGAUGAACGUCAUCAAUGCAAUGACAGGAAAUGUGACGAAGAAACGGAGUUUACUUGUACCGCGAAUAAAAUAUGGAAUCGUGCUCAAUGCAUUCCGAAGAAGUGGCUAUGCGACGGAGAUCCGGACUGCGUCGAUGGAGCCGAUGAAAAUGUAACUCUGCAUCACUGUCCAGAGCCAACUCCUUGCGCCGACAAUCAAUUUACAUGUAACAAUGGACGGUGUCUGAACCGCAGCUGGUUAUGCGACCACGAUAAUGAUUGCGGCGACGGUAGCGACGAGGGCAAGUUUUGUAAUUCUCAGUAUAAACCUUGUAACAGCCAAGAAUUUACUUGUCAAAAUUCUAAAUGUAUACGCAAACAAUUCCGCUGUGAUGGGCAAGACGAUUGCGGCGAUCAUUCGGACGAAGUGGGAUGUCCAUCUAAAGGGAAAAACACGACAUGUCCGAAUCCAAAGGACUUUAUGUGUGCGAACGGCAACUGUAUUGAUUCGCAGUUGGUGUGCAACAAGGAGCCUGAUUGCGCUGACGAGAGCGACGAGCCGUUGCACUGUAACGUGGAUGAGUGCGCCCGUGUCGAGUUGAAUCAAUGCGGACACAAAUGUGUGGACACACCGACCAGCUUCUAUUGCGAGUGCAACCCUGGCUAUAAACUGCUGGCCGAUGGCAAGGCCUGUGACGAUAUUGAUGAGUGCAUCGAGACGCCUCAAGUGUGCAGCCAACAAUGUGAAAACACACCUGGCGGCUACUAUUGCAAGUGUAACGAACGUUGGUACGAGAGAGAGGCUGACGAACAUACGUGCAAGCGAAGAGACAAUAUUCAACCAUGGAUUAUAUUUACGAAUAAGUAUUACGUUAGAAAUAUGUCGACCGACGCAUCCAAUUAUAGCUUGAUGCAUCAGGAUCUGAUUAACGUUGUUGCACUUGAUGCGGAUUAUGGCCAACAGAUGUUAUACUUUUGCGAUGUUACCGCGAAAACAAUAUACAGAGCACCAGUGAAUGGUGGCGAGAGAGAACCUAUCAUCCGUCACGACAGUUUGGGUCUCGAAGGAAUCGCUAUCGAUUGGAUUGGUCGGAAAUUGUAUUGGUUAGAUCGUCACGCAAAGCAUUUGGACGUUGCCGAACUUGAUGGCACAAAUCGAAAAACUUUGCAGAAUGGAAUAGCGGAUCCGCGUGCAAUCGCGGUUCAUCCCGGUACCGGAUAUCUAUAUUUUACAUCUUGGCAUCUUCAGGCGUACAUCGGUAAAAUAGGCAUGGAUGGCAGUAAUUUCACUCGAAUUUUGACGUGGGAAGACGAUAUCGCCUGGCCGAACGCUCUGACGAUCGAUUAUUUUACUGAUCGUAUCUUCUGGGCUGAUGCUCAUCUAGAUUAUAUCGCCUUUGCCGAUCUCGAAGGUCACAAUCGUCGGAUUGUUUUAUCUGGUGCUUCAGUCCCGCACGUGUUUGCCAUCACUGUGUUCGACGAUUUCAUUUAUUGGACCGAUUGGAAUCUAAAAGCGAUUAGCAGGGCGGAAAAGUUCUCCGGUGCUCGCCUACAAGUGCUUCGCAAUACCACCCAUCGACCCUAUGACAUCCACGCAUAUCAUCCUCUUCGGCAGUUGCCUUAUAACAAUCCCUGUGCGGAGAACAAUGGCGGUUGUUCACAUCUCUGUCUAAUCGCACCGCCUGCUAGUUCAUAUUUGCUCGAGGGAUACGGCCAGCCUGGAGUCACCUCUUAUAAAUGCAAAUGCCCAAAUCAGUUCAUUUUGGACAAAGAUGGUAAAACGUGUAUAGCAAACUGCACUACAGGUCAGCAUCGUUGUGGACCACCUGACGAAAAAUGCAUUCCCUGGUAUUGGAGGUGCGAUGGAGAAAAAGAUUGUAAAGAUGGUUCUGAUGAGUCAUCAAGCUGUCCAACGAGGAUUUGUCGGCCAAGCAUGUUUCAAUGCGCGAAUGGUAAUUGUACGCUGAGCGUUACAAUUUGCGACGGAGCCGACGAUUGUGGUGACAAAAGCGACGAAGCUAAAUGCGCACUCGAGUGCGGGGAACUCGAGUUCAAGUGUAAAUCCAAUGGUCGUUGUAUACAUGAUUCCUGGAAAUGCGAUGGAGAUGCUGAUUGUAAAGAUGGCAGCGAUGAAGAUCCUUCUAUUUGUCACAAUCGUACCUGCGAUCCAAGCACCGAAUUUAGUUGUAAAAAUGGCAAGUGCAUUCCGAAGUUAUGGAUGUGCGACUCUGAUAAUGACUGCGGUGAUGAUAGUGACGAGCCAGCGUAUAUGUGUCGCCAAAGAAAUUGUACGACCGGAUGGCAAAGAUGUCCAGGACAUGCGAAUUAUCGAUGCAUACCAAAAUGGCUGUUUUGCGAUGGCAAGGAUGAUUGCCGUGACGGUUCCGACGAACGUCCGGAAAAUUGUCCGAAGUGUGAUUUCAACAUGGACUUUAAGUGUAACAAUAAUCGAUGUGUACCGAAACAGUGGCUUUGCGAUUUUGCUGAUGAUUGUGGAGAUGGCAGCGACGAGGCUGGCACGAUGUGUAAGGACAAGUAUCGUCAAUGUUCCGAGUCUGAAUUCAAAUGCAGAAACGGCAAAUGUAUCGCAUCCAGAUGGAGAUGCGACAACGAGGACGAUUGUGGCGAUAACAGCGACGAGAAGCAAUGCCAUCAAUGGACAUGCAAAAACGAAAGCUUCCAAUGUGCUAGCGGACAUUGCAUCGCGUCGUAUCUUCGUUGUGACGGUGCGCGAGACUGCCGUGAUAUGAGCGACGAGAUCAAUUGCCCACCGAGAUAUCCUGGAGGAAAAUAUUGUCCGCAAUCACGAUUCCAAUGUAAUAAUAACCUUUGCGUUUCGUUGAAUGACAUCUGUGAUGGUACCGACGACUGUGGUGACAAUUCCGACGAGAGUCCUACUAUGUGUGCAAACUUUCAGUGUGAUACACACAGACGAUUCCAGUGCGCCAAUCACAAGUGUAUUGCUAGGUAUCAAUUAUGCGACGGGAUCGACAAUUGUGGCGAUGGUUCUGACGAGAAUAAUAUGACAAUGUGUGUGAAGCAGACUCGUUCAUGUGAUCCGAUUUCAGAAUAUACCUGUGCGAACAAGAAAUGCAUCGACCGUUUGAAACUUUGUGAUCUCGCGGAUGAUUGCGAGGAUUUGUCAGAUGAGUUGGGAUGCCAUCACAGUCAUCAUUGUUCAGAUAAUGACCGUGGCGGUUGUGCGCACGAGUGUCAUAAUCUCAUUGAUGGCGGUUAUAUUUGCGGCUGCUAUCCCGGUUACAUAAUCUCGCAGGAUAAUCGGAAGCACUGUAUAGACAUCGACGAGUGUCAAACGGGUCAGCAUCAAUGCUCUCACAUCUGCACGAACUUAAACGGCACAUACGCCUGCUCCUGCCGCCAAGGUUUCCAAUUAUCAGAUAGACACAGUGGUGUCUGUCGAACUAAAGAUGAUAAUAUUGUUCUGCUAUUUGCUAACGGACCUGAACUCAGAGCUUAUGAUCUGCGCACGAGAGAAGAAAUGGACGUCAUAGAUAAUGAGAAGAGGAUACAAGCCAUUGAUUUCGAUCCUAGAUCGGAAUAUAUUUUCUGGAUUGACUCAUAUGAUAAUACUAUCAAACGGUCCUAUAUGAUAAACGCUAAAAAAGGCGAAGCAAAGAUUGGACAUGCGCAAGAUCUCAAUAUGAGAACUGACUCUAGGCCAACAAGUUUAGCAAUAGAUUGGAUAUCUGGCAAUUUAUAUUGGAGCGAAAUUGAUCAAUCAGGAAUUACUCCUCGUGGUCAAAUUGUCGUGUCCAAAUCGGAUGGUAGAUAUCGGCGUAGUAUUAUUACAUCAAAUCUCGAACAACCAACAGCAGUGGUCGUUGAUCCUGAACGAGGAGAGGUUAUAUGGGCUGACUCGGGUAAUCAACCAAAGAUUGAGAUAGCCUGGAUGGAUGGUGCUAGACGUAAAUCACUUGUGACAGAACGAAUUGCUAGUCCUUCGUCGCUUACUAUUGAUUAUGCUAUGGAGCAUACGCUUUAUUGGUCCGACAGCAAAUUGGACACUAUUGAGGCUAUUAAUUUGGUUGGUACCAACAGAAGAAUAGUUUUGAAGGGCAGACCACUUAGAAAUCCAAUAGCAUUGGAUGUUUUCGAGAACAACCUUUAUUGGACUACUAAACAAACAGGUGAACUUAUUCGACAAGAUAAAUUUGGCAGAGGAGUCCCGCAAACUAUCAUUAAGAAUCUUCCUAGUCCUGGAGGUAUCAGAGUCUAUCAUCAGCUGAGAUACAAUACCAGCCUCAGAGAUCCAUGCCAUAACGAUCAAUGUACUCAUCUGUGCGUAACAAUUCCUGGCGGCCACCGUUGUCUUUGCUCAGAUAGCGUUGGCCCUCUUCAACGUCUGAUGAGAGAUGAUAAUGAGAGACAUUGCGAUGCUACUAACGAAAGGCCUCUACCGGCGCCCAGAAUAUGUCGUUGCCAGAACGGCGGACGAUGUCAAGAAUUAGAUGAUAAGCUGGCAUGCAAUUGUCACGAAGGAUUCCGCGGUGAAUUCUGUGAAACGGCGGCAGUUGCCGCUCGAGCAAAUGGAUCUACCGCAGCUAUAGUUAUUCCUAUAGUCAUAUGUUUGUUGGUGUUGUUCUGUGCUGCCGCGAUUUUCAUGGUUCUCAAAAAGCGACCAUUUGGCAAGCCUGGUGGCCUUGGCAGUCUCACAGGUGCUCAAAGCGUUUCCUUCCGACAAGGCAGCAAUGUAGAGUUUGGUGCAGAAGCUCAUGAAAGGAUGGAACCUCUUGACGUGGAAUACAACUUGAACGAUGUUACUGUUAAUAAGAAUCGAGACUUCAGCAAUCCCAUGUACGACGCGGUAAAUAUGGAGAGCGGCGCUACAAACGGCACUGGCGCCGGUAAUAUGUACGAGGUACCGGCGGAAAUGAAACCUUCUAGUAUACAACACAAAGAACCCCCGCAACUGCAUCUAAAAAGGAGAGAACUAGAUCCUACACCCAUUGAUUCAGGAAAGGAUACCCAACAACUGGUCGAAGAGGACAAGUCCGAGUGCUAGGGUUAUAAUCUCUCUCUAUUUAAGAAUUCCUUCAAAUCUGUUGUGUUUCGAACUUGAAAUGCAGGAUGGAAAUAUUUUAUGAGUUUGCGAAGAAUACAUAGGGACAUAAACGUAAAUUAGUUUACUACUUCUACGUAAACAGUGCGGAUUAUUUUCGUAACUGGUCGGUAUUUAUUAAGCUAUUCGUAUGAGAUGUUUUUAACAGAUGAUGAUUAAUUUAAGUCUCUAUCUAGUGAUCCACAAAUAUGAGAAUAUUGGGAUCUCUUUCUGGAAGAAUAGAAGAAUCAGGCAAGAAAAGAUUUCUGAAAAGGAAAGAAUAUUAUAAAUAGUUAUGGAGAGAAAAAAAAAAGAAUCUUAGAUGCAUGAGUUCAUAACAGAAUUUCGACGAUAAAAUCUUCAAAUAAUUGGGUGUUUGAAUUCAGAAAUCUUUAUGUUUUAUAUUUUUUCUCGAUUUUUAAUAAGGAUUUUAAAUAAAGAGAUUUUUAAAUAUUUUUAACAUAAGCAAUUUCCUUCUCUGACAGUUAUAAAUUUAAAACUUUGUAUAUCCUUGCAUCUAAGAAACUCAAUGUGUUUAGAUUUUUAACUUGCCAAAUCCUCAGAUUUAUGAAAAUUUCUAAUCAUAGAUUCUCAUAAAUCUUCAGAUUCUUUGAACCAGGAAUUGUGAAUUGGCUUUAGAAUCUUGAAAUUUUGGAAAUUGCGAAAUGAUUGUCAGACAACAAAACAAUCAUCAGAUGAAUCGAUAACAUCGAUUUCACGGAGAGGAUAGGGCGUAAGCGAAUUGCAAUAGGCACAAUUGUGUCACUUUUUAUUAGAUGUGUGAUUUAUAAAUCUUGUAAAUAUAAUUACUAACAAAGU
Molecule: messenger RNA, 15157 nt
Organism: Pogonomyrmex barbatus (red harvester ant)
Lineage: Eukaryota; Metazoa; Arthropoda; Insecta; Hymenoptera; Formicidae
Gene: mgl
Product: low-density lipoprotein receptor-related protein megalin
Cellular component (GO): signaling receptor complex; plasma membrane
Molecular function (GO): calcium ion binding; protein binding
Source: RefSeq, a predicted model, not a curated record